UUUGUAUGAAAGCAAUAAAAAACCAGGAACCAAAUGAAUUUCCCUUAAAAUUUUGAUUUUAUGCAGCCUUUUGCAUUCCACUCCUUCAAUUUCCAGGUAUUUCCGUUGUAAUGACCCUCUCCUCUAUCUAAGCUCUUAACUCCUCAGUACCCCCACAUCCACGUCGUAGACUGUAUUUUCUGAGUCUUUUGUCCCUCUCACCUUCUCUGCUUUUCUAUUUCCUUUCCUCCAAGAAAAGAAAGUUUUUUUUUUUUUUUCACUUUUGAAAUCAAGAUCAUAUUUCUUUCUGUGUCUCAGCUGCUCUGAUCGAUCAAUCAUUAUUUCUUUGCGCAUCAUUCGAGGAUAUGUUGGUUAAUAUUGACAAAUUUGGGAUUUUGGGUCCCAAAAUUUGAUGGCUUUUGUACAUUGUGCUGUUCGUUUCGUCAUAUUUGUUAAUCGUCUACUCGAUCUCGUCAGACCCAUCAAGGUGUCAGUUCUAUUUCCGUAAUUUGAUCUACUCUGGUGCCUUUCUGAAGAUUUUGGCACUUUACUCUUUGCAUGUUCUGUUGGAUUUUGAGCUUGUUUUAUCUCCUUUAGAUCAUUUAGUGCAGUAGAUACGUGGGGUUAUAAAAUUUUCUGAAGUUUACAUUCAAACCUCAAAAGGGUUUUAUUUUGAAGAUUUGGGCACGGUUAAUUUUGUUCGCUUGCUGGGUUCUGAGCUCGUUCGAGGUGUUUUUUUAUUAAGUUAUGAGAGAUUGCUGGGUUUUGUAGGGUAUUUUAAUUUAUCUGGUUUUUUCUGGGCGUUAUAAAAUGAAGAGGUUAAAAAGUGAACCUCCUAGUGGGAGGAGGUGUAAAUUGUCACAUUUCUUGCUGGGUAUAGGAGCAUUAUACUUGGUUUUUUUAGCAUUUAAAUUUCCACACUUUUUAGAGAUUGCAGCAAUGUUGAGUGGAGAUGACAGUUAUGUUGGAUUGGAUGCGGCUGCAGCAGAAGAUAUGGAUGAUUCGGAUUUAAGCAAACCAAUUUUCAGUUCUGUUUAUAAGGAUACAUUCCACCGGAAGUUGGAAGAUAACCAAAACCAAAAUGCACCAAGGAUGCCUAGUAAGGAACCUUUGGAAGAAGUAAAAGAAGUGUCUAAGCCUAUAAAACCUCUUCGGCAUCGAUAUGGUCGGAUAACAGGUGAAAUUAUGAGACGAAGGAAUAGAACCAGUGAUUUAUCAAUGCUUGAGAGACUAGCAGAUGAGGCCUGGACUUUGGGUUUGAGGGCAUGGAAAGAAGUAGAGAAUUAUGAUGGAAAGGAGCUUGCACAAAAUUCUGUAUUUGAGGGGAAGUCUGAGUCAUGCCCCUCAUGGGCAUCCAUGAGCGGGGAGGAAUUGGCUGGGGGGGAUAAGAUGAUGUUCCUUCCAUGUGGUUUAGCUGCAGGUUCUUCUAUAACAGUGGUGGGAACACCUCAUUAUGCACAUGAGGAGUAUGUGCCUCAGCUAGCUAGGUUGAGGCGUGGUGAUGGAAUUGUUAAAGUUUCACAGUUUAUGAUUGAGUUGCAAGGGCUAAAGGUAGUUGAUGGGGAGGAUCCACCAAAGAUUCUACAUUUGAAUCCUCGGUUAAGAGGAGAUUGGAGUAAGCGACCGAUUAUUGAGCAUAACACCUGCUAUAGGAUGCAAUGGGGGACAGCUCAGAGGUGUGAUGGUUUGCCAUCCAAAAAUGAUGAAGACAUGCUGGUUGAUGGAUUUAUGAGAUGUGAGAAAUGGAUGCGGAAUGACAUUGUCGAUUCAAAAGAGUCCAAGACAACUUCAUGGUUCAAGAGAUUCAUAGGGCGCGAACAGAAGCCAGAAGUGACCUGGCCGUUUCCUUUUGUGGAGGGAAGAUUGUUUAUCUUGACAUUGCGUGCAGGUGUUGAUGGCUAUCAUAUUAAUGUUGGGGGUCGGCAUGUCACCUCAUUUCCAUAUCGUCCGGGAUUUACCAUUGAAGACGCAACAGGAUUAGCAAUCAAAGGAGAUGUGGACAUUCAUUCAGUUUAUGCCACCUCUCUUCCUAGUACUCAUCCAAGUUUCUCUCCUCAAAGGGUGUUGGAAAUGUCGGAGAAGUGGAAAGCUCUUCCUUUACCAAAGAGUCCUAUUCAACUUUUCAUUGGGAUUCUUUCUACUACAAAUCACUUCGCAGAACGUAUGGCAGUGAGAAAAACUUGGAUGCAAUCAUCACCAAUCAAGUCUUCAAAUGUAGUAGUUCGUUUCUUUGUUGCUUUGAGCCCCAGGAAGGAAGUGAAUGCAGUGUUGAAGAAAGAGGCUUCUUACUUUGGUGAUAUUGUGAUAUUGCCAUUUAUGGAUCGCUAUGAACUUGUGGUUCUUAAAACUGUUGCUAUUUGUGAGUUCGGUGUUCAGAAUGUUUCUACUGCAUAUAUCAUGAAAUGUGAUGACGACACAUUUGUUAGGGUGGACACUGUCUUGAAAGAAAUUAAUGCCAUCUCUACCAAAAAGUCUCUUUAUAUGGGCAAUCUCAACCUGUUACAUCGACCUCUGAGAACUGGAAAAUGGGCAGUCACUUUUGAGGAGUGGCCACAUGUAGUAUAUCCUCCUUAUGCCAAUGGGCCUGGAUAUGUAAUUUCCAGUGAUAUUGCUAAAUUUGUCGUUGCUCAACAUGGCAACCGAAGCCUCCGGCUUUUCAAGAUGGAAGAUGUCAGUAUGGGAAUGUGGGUUGAACAAUUCAACAGCUCGAAGCCUGUCCAGUACUCCCACAACUGGAAAUUUUGUCAGUACGGAUGCAUGGAGAACUAUUACACAGCACAUUAUCAAUCCCCUAGACAGAUGAUCUGUCUGUGGGACAAGUUGGCUAGAGGUGGGGCUCAUUGCUGCAACUUCAGAUGAUGACUGCCUCACCACAAAGUCCCCACCAGGCCUUAAGAAGAUAACAGCAACUCAUGCUGCAUUAGCUGAUGAGAACGUUAUGUUCUUGUUCUUGUUUCCCCACCUAUUGCUGAUUCUUGUCCAUUUUUUUAAAGUGGGUUGUAGAGAUGGCUGGGUAUUGAGUUACACUCAUCAUUUUGGAAGAACGCGGACGGUGUCAUGUUGUAAUCAGGAAUGAUUGUUAAUUAGAUCAAACCCAUUUUGGCUUCAACUAAAAGCUGCAGAAAAAGAGAGAGAAAAAUUUGUACAAGUGUAGUUGUAUAUCUUGUAUUUCAUACUUUUGAUAUCAAAUUUAGUUGGCAAGUGGAAGAAGCCUUGAAAUCAA
This is a messenger RNA of Hevea brasiliensis (rubber tree), 3202 nucleotides long. RefSeq names its product hydroxyproline O-galactosyltransferase GALT2. The record is from RefSeq and is a predicted model, not a curated record. Gene Ontology annotation, cellular component: Golgi membrane. Bases 790 to 2838 code for a protein of 682 amino acids. The transcript has 7 exons. Lineage: Eukaryota; Viridiplantae; Streptophyta; Magnoliopsida; Malpighiales; Euphorbiaceae. Gene Ontology annotation, molecular function: carbohydrate binding; galactosyltransferase activity.